Molecule: messenger RNA, 640 nt
Organism: Morus notabilis
Lineage: Eukaryota; Viridiplantae; Streptophyta; Magnoliopsida; Rosales; Moraceae
Exons: 1
Coding region: 125-526 (133 amino acids)
Source: RefSeq, a predicted model, not a curated record
AUGUCAAACCUCCUCAACAAAGCCGCUUUUAUUAAUCAAGCUCCACAACAGAUAUAUUAUAGAGAGAGAAACCGACCCUUCUUAGAGGGAGAGAGGGAAACCUUCCAGCUUUCUCAGCGAAGCCAUGGAGGACUUCAGAUCCAAAUCAUUGGGUCACGGCAAAAUGCAGAUAGAGAGCUACUACGGGAUGGGACCUACUUCAUCAUCAAUAUCAUCAUCAUCAAACGGCGGCGGCGGCGGGGUCGUGAGCGGUAUGCAAGAUCUGCGGUGUUACAGUGCGUCGUACGCGACUUCUGUGCACCCGACGCAAACCCAAGCCCAACCCCACGAGGCCAAGUUCAAGAAGGGCAAGUCCACAAAUGGGUCAGUCUCCAAAACGUGGAGCUUCAACGACCCAGAGUUGCAGAGGAAGAAGAGGGUGGCUAGCUAUAAGGUCUACGCCGUGGAAGGCAAAGUCAAAGGCUCUCUCAGGAAGAGCUUUAGGUGGCUCAAGGAGAGGUGCACCAGAGUGGUUUAUGGCUGGUAGUCUGCAAUUUUAAUUUUAAAUUAAUCUCUCUUUUUUUUUUCGGUUGUUUAAUUUGAGCAAAAUCUCCCAAAUUAUUGUAGUGUUUUCUUUAAUUUGAGUGUUAAAUUCUGGAGC